UUCAACAUGCAACGAAUGGCAGCUCAAGUAUGUAAUGGUGGUAUAUAGUGCAGUGUCAAUGUUACAGUAUAUUACAUCGCGAAUCUUUUUUAUAUUAAUUGUGAUACUUGUCAUUUAAAAUACAUGAAAAUGUAUAAUAUAAAAAUUUGGAAAGUGAGCAAUAGAAAUUGUCAAUUUUUUAUAUUUUUACUAAAUUUUCUACAUGCCUAAAUAUGCAUUGAAUAUUUUAUUUACGGAUAUGUUUUAACAGUGAGUGGAGAUAAGAGAUAAGCAUAAAGAACUAAUUAAUGCGCUCUACAGCGCCGUCUGUUGGAGAUUAUAUCGAGUUAUCGACUCUUCUAUAUUCGAUUGUCGAGAAAAAUAUGUGAAUCGACAGCUCUCGAAAGUAAAUUAUCCGAGAAUUUCGUUGCGCGUGUGUAAAUCUGCAGCUCAUCAACGGGUUUGCAGUUCUAUUUACCAUUUUAAAAAAUGCCGAUUCUUAGUUCAAAGUGUUAAAUGUGUGUAAACAAUGUCGAAUCCCGGCGGUAGCAGGAGGAACGGAGCAACUAAAAUACGUCUUACAAUUCUGUGUGCUCGAAAUUUAGCUAGGAAAGACUUAUUUCGCCUUCCAGAUCCAUUCGCUAAAAUUACUGUGGACGGUUCUGGUCAAUGUUUUAGUACAGAUACUUGCAAAGCAACUUUAGAUCCCAAAUGGAAUCAGCAUUAUGAUCUAUACAUUGGAAAAAACGAUGGAAUUACUAUCUCCGUGUGGAAUCAUAGAAAAAUUCAUAAAAAACAAGGUGGUGGAUUCCUCGGAUGCGUUAGAAUAUUGUCCAAUACAAUUCAGAGGCUUAAAAAUACAGGAUAUCAACGUUUGGAUCUUUGUAAAGCACACACGGAUGACACAGAUGUAAUUAAAGGUCAAAUAGUAGUGUCUUUAUUGUCACGAGAUGGGCAUAAUGGAGCAGUGAGUAAUACAGUAGGCCAUAAUGCAGUAGUAGAUGUACUCGGAGAUUUAAGUUGUCCUAAUGAUUUACCCGAUGGCUGGGAAGAAAGAAGAACUCAAAGUGGUCGACUCUAUUACGUAAAUCAUUAUACGAGAACAACUCAAUGGAUCCGUCCGACUUCUCGGCCAAACAAUGGCAUUAUACCAACAACACCUGAACCUCCUGCCUUGCCUAAUUCAGAACCAACGUCUCCAAGUAGCAGUGGAUCACCCUCCAACACUCAGCCAGAGAGCUCACCACAUAAUAGAACACAAGAGACAUGGUAUAAUGAUGGAACACCUAGUAGAACAUCCAGUAGAGAUAGUUCAACACAAAAUACACCAAGAAAUACUCCUACUCAAAAUCAAAAUCAGCAAAAUGCGCGAAGCACUACUCCACCUUCAGCUGGAAGAGAUCGAAGAAUAUCUAGGAAUAAUGAUGAACAAAAUGCUAAUCAGAGCAUUAACGGUAGAGUCGAUAGAAAUCAAAAUAAUGGACAAUUAAGAAGACCGGGCCGUUCAAAUCGAAGUCGAAACAAUGCUUUACCUGUCGGAGAACGAAGAAAUGAUAAUCAACCCUUGGAUCUACCGCGUGGUUACGAAAUGCGACAAACGCAACAAGGACAAGUUUAUUUCUAUCAUGUAGCAAGUGGUGCUUCAACAUGGCACGAUCCUAGAAUUCCACGAGAUUUGCCAGCUAACGAAAUAGCAAACGAGUUAGGACCUUUGCCAAGUGGAUGGGAAAUGCGACAAACUUCAAGUGGUCGUGUAUACUUUGUUGAUCACAAUAACAGGACUACACAAUUCACUGAUCCUAGACUUUCGACUCAGAUCAUUAACAACUAUCUUAAGAGACAUAAUAUCAGUACCACGAACAAUCAAUCGUCCGGAAAUACAGGUACGCCAAGGAAUGACGUUUCUAAUGAGACAACACCAGCGAUUACAACUAAUUCAAGUCCGGCUAAUAGAACAUGCAACACAAAUAAUAAUACAUUAACAGAAGAAAAUACAACCCUUGCAACUGUACAAACGGUUUCGGACCUACCAAAGGAGUUAAUGGAGAGUGAAUUAUUGCCUAAAUAUAAACGUGAUCUUGUAGCUAAGCUUAAGUGCUUGAGGGCAGAGUUGAAUGCUUUGCAACCUCAAAGCGGUCAUUGUCGACUGGAAGUAUCGAGAAACGAAAUAUUCGAGGAAUCAUACAGAAUAAUUAUGAAAAUGAGACCUAAAGACAUGCGCAAGAGACUGAUGGUUAAGUUUAGAGGAGAGGAAGGUUUAGAUUAUGGGGGAGUUGCUAGAGAAUGGUUAUAUUUACUUUCUCAUGAAAUGUUAAAUCCACAAUAUGGACUAUUUCAAUAUUCUAGGGAUGACAAUUAUACUCUUCAGAUAAAUCCUGAUUCUGGUAUUAAUCCAGAACAUCUUUCAUACUUCCAUUUUGCUGGUAGAAUAAUCGGCAUAGCUGUUUUUCAUGGGCAUCAUAUUGAUGGUGGAUUUACUAUGCCUUUUUAUAAAAUGCUAUUGAAUAAAGGAAUUACUCUAAGUGAUAUUGAAGGAGUAGAUCCUGAACUGCAUAGAAGUCUAACGUGGAUACUAGAAAAUAGCAUAGACGGAGUAAUAGAUGCAACGUUUUCUGUUGAGCAUAGUAGUUUCGGAGUUUUAAGGAAUCAUGAAUUGAAACCUGGUGGUAAAGAUGUUUCUGUGACAGAAGAGAAUAAAAGAGAAUAUGUUAAACUCUAUGUUAACUAUCGGUUUAUGCGUGGUAUUGAACAACAAUUUUUAGCUCUUCAAAAGGGGUUCCAUGAAUUGAUUCCUCCUCAAUUAUUGAGGCCUUUUGAUGAGCGUGAAUUAGAAUUGGUAAUUGGUGGACUGGGUACCAUUGAUAUUAAUGACUGGAAAAUGCAUACAAGACUAAAACAUUGUACCCCAGAUACACCUGUAGUUAAGUGGUUUUGGCAAAUUGUUGAAUCAUAUGGUGAAGAAAUGCGAGCACGACUGCUUCAAUUUGUUACUGGUAGUUCUCGAGUUCCAUUGCAAGGAUUUAAGGCUUUACAAGGGUCAACAGGUGCAGCUGGACCACGUCUAUUUACAAUUCAUGCAGUCGACGCGCCUAGUGAAAAUUUGCCGAAAGCUCACACAUGCUUCAAUAGAAUAGAUAUUCCUCAAAGCUAUCCUUGCUAUCAAAAAAUGUUAGAUAAACUGACACAAGCAGUUGAAGAGACUUGUGGAUUCGCUGUUGAAUAAAUUAGUAAGUGUCAUUCGGUUAGCUAAGAUUACGUUUUAUUUGACUUCGAUUUAUUCUUCUGUAGAUCCAAAUGCAUCGGAAUAUAUUAAAAAACGUUGAAGAGAAGAAAUAAAAUUUAGUAAUGAAUAAACAUUUGUCAUGAGACUUAUUAAGCAGUCACUUGGCUAAUACAAGUUCGAUAUAUAAUAUAUUAUAUUGACUUCGUGAUAUAGCUGUAACUAUCGGCCUAGUUGCUUGUAUAUUCUAAAUUUAAAAGAUAUAUCGAGAAAAAUUCAUUAAGUAGCAACAACCGAUUGUCAUAUCAUGAAAAUCAUAGUUAUUAUAAAAGAAACCAAAAUUUUGGUUUCAAGAUAUUUUCGCAGCUCAUAUAUUCAAGGUUAUUACUUAGGGCUUGAAAAAUUACUAGUUUUUAUUGCUAGAAAAACAUAUCAAUUUCUAAGAAUAAUUGAAAAUUUAAUGUCCCAAUUAUUUACUGGUUAUUCGAGUAAAUGUUUGUAGUAUAUAAAAUUUUAUCUAGAUGAAGAAAAAAUGAGUCAGUAAUAUAAAUAAAGCCCUAAAUUGUAAAAAUUCGCGUGAUAUAUGAAGGAAAACGUUUAUAUUGUGUACAUUUAUAAAAAAAAAUUUGAUUAAAUAAUAACCCUUUCUGUUCUUCGACACAAAAUGUGUGCAAUUGAAGGGUAUAUAUUUAAUAGGAUGUAAAUAAUUUAUUGAAGCUCAGAAAUAUUGAAAUUUAAUCAUAAGGUGACCAAGAUAACAACAAACAUGGUUCCAAUUUUGGGGAGGUAAAAGAGGUUUGAGCAUAACUAAAUGAAGGAAUAUAUAAAUGAAUAAAAAAUUAGGGAAAAAAAGUACUAAAAAAACACCAUAGGUAUAUUAUUAUAUCUUAGUCGUAAUUUUCUCUAUAAGUUGUAUUUAAAAUAAAAAAAUGAUUCCAGUCGAUGGAAUAUAGAGCAAUAGUUUAAUUAAGCUGAAAAAUAAAAUUUUUAAUUAUAUCAAGUAUUUUGUCUUAAGUAUGAACACAAUGAAUUAAUUACAUUCAAUUCUAAAAUUGAUAAUAAUUAUAACUACGACAGCGAUCACUGGUUAAACAUUUUAUUUUUUAAAUUUAAUUCUUUUUUACUGUUAUAACAAAAAAAACGUGCACUUAUUUAUAUUUACUACAGUAGCAUAAUUAUUUCAAUAACAUAUCAUAAUUGUUAUCAUCGAAUUAGUGAAAUUAAAAACGAAUAAUGAAAUCAAUACGAGAGAGCGAAAUCUCUAAAGGCGUUGAAUAAUUGAUAGUGCCUUUAACAGAAACAAUUUUGGCAACUAUUUAAAAUUAGUCACUGAAUUUAUAUUUGAAAUUAAAUAUUAGAAAAAAAUAAGAAAUAUUUGAAAAUUGUACUAUUUUAUUGGAUGAAUUUUCAGGCAUUUAAAGUUUUAUAUCAGAUUGUUAAAUUACAAUCAGUCAAGAAGUAAUGUAAAUAAUAUUAAAGUUUGUUGUCAAUUGCCGUUAACUGCCAAAAUUUUUUAUUUAUAAAAAGAUAUCAUCAUGUUGGUAUAAAAAUUUAUAAUAGAAAAGUAAAGCCAUGCAAAAUAUUAUGAACAGUUGAUACAAAAAGCAGCAUUUUUUCAAAUUUUUCUUAUUCAGCUAAUAAUAUAUAAUUAUGAACUUUUCUUUUUUUAUACAUGGCUCAGCUUAUGCGCACAACAUGAUUAGAUUAUUAUCUAUUAUUAUUUUUUUGACGCACCAUUAGAACCAUUCUUAUAUGUGUAAACAAUGAUAAUUGCUAUAACUGUUACUCUAUUAUAAAUUAGAAUUAUUGCAUUAGAUUUAUUAAAUGAUCACUAUCUUUUCUGCAAGUUGUGUCACCAUUACUAUCAUUUUUCAGCGAUAAUUAGCUUCAUCAAAAAACACUCUUCAUACAUAUACCAAACAUACUGUUCCUUUUAUAUUUUGGAUGAAAUGUAUAUUUUAAUAAACUGUCCAAAGCUAUAGAACUUUUUGAAUAUAA
Molecule: messenger RNA, 5197 nt
Organism: Chelonus insularis
Lineage: Eukaryota; Metazoa; Arthropoda; Insecta; Hymenoptera; Braconidae
Gene: Smurf
Product: SMAD specific E3 ubiquitin protein ligase
Exons: 8
Coding region: 509-3202 (897 amino acids)
Biological process (GO): proteasome-mediated ubiquitin-dependent protein catabolic process; protein polyubiquitination; negative regulation of BMP signaling pathway
Cellular component (GO): cytoplasm
Molecular function (GO): ubiquitin protein ligase activity; protein binding
Source: RefSeq, a predicted model, not a curated record